Messenger RNA from Coccinella septempunctata (seven-spotted ladybird), 432 nucleotides. RefSeq lists its product as uncharacterized. Bases 1 to 432 code for a protein of 143 amino acids. The transcript has a single exon. The record is from RefSeq and is a predicted model, not a curated record. Lineage: Eukaryota; Metazoa; Arthropoda; Insecta; Coleoptera; Coccinellidae.
AUGGGUAUACCCCUGAAUGAUACAAACAUUUACACCUUACAGUUUGCGGAUGAUCAGAUAAUAGUCGCAAGAGACAAAGAAGAUCUGGAAUACAUGACACGCAAACUGAAAGAAACAUAUGAAUAUUGGGGAUUAGAAAUGAACCUGGAAAAAACUAAAUACCUUUGUAUAGGAGACGAAAAGAGUGUACUAGAUAUUGGAGGUGCAGAAGGCAUACAACCUUGCGAGGAGUACAAGUAUUUGGGAGUGAGGUUCGACACAAGCGGCACAGAUGACAAUGAGAUAAGAUCUAGAGUAACAGAGGCAAGAAAAGUGAUUGGCUGUUUGAAUGGAAUAUUGUGGAGCAAAAACAUAACUAGAUCACGAAAGUUCAACAUCUACAAUACAAUGAUCAAAACCAAUGAACAUAUGGGUCCGAGACAUGGAGACUGA